CCUCGGCAGUCGGUUUUACACCGCAAGACGGUCAUCACGUCUCAUCAUAGCUUUAAAAAAAUCUCGCUAAAUAAGGUUAGGCUGCUUUGUAUUUUUUUCAUUGUGCUGGUGAAUUUGGACUGUACUAAAUUGUUAUAACAGAAGCUUGUAUUUUUUCUGUAGAGUAAAUCCUGACAAUGGUGGAAGUAAAGGUGCAGCAAGGAUGGUUGUCAGGAGAAAGGUUGGAGACAGUCACGGGAGAUGGAAAGUAUUAUAGCUUCAAAGGCAUCCCUUAUGCUCAGCCACCGUUGGGGAAACUGAGAUUUAAGGCCCCGCAACCGCCUUUGCCUUGGGAAGGAAUAAGAGAUGCUACAGCACAUGGUCCUAAAUGCCCACAGAAGGACAUAUUCACAGAUACAUUUUUAUCAGGAAAUGAAGAUUGUUUGUACCUAAAUGUGUACAGCCCAGAUAUCAUGCCAAAUACGCCAUUGCCAGUCAUGGUAUUCAUCCACGGAGGAGGUUACAAAAGUGGGUCUGGUAAUGAUGACCAUUACGGUCCGGACUUUCUCAUGCCCCACGGUGUGGUCCUUGUUACCUUAAACUACAGGUUAGAUGCACUAGGUUUCUUAUGCUUAGACACUGAAGAAGUACCCGGGAAUGCAGGAUUGAAAGAUCAAGUUGCUGCGUUGCGUUGGGUUAGAGAUAACAUUGCCAGCUUUGGCGGAGAUCCUAAGAACGUCACCGUGUUUGGUGAAAGUGCUGGUGGAGCGUCUACAUGUCUGCAUAUUCUCUCUCCUAUGUCUAAAGGUCUCUUUCAGAGAGCUAUACCAAUGAGCGGCGCACCUCUAUGUGAUUGGUCUUUGGCUUUUAUGCCACAGAAACGUGCAUUCGCACUUGGCAAAAUCUUAGGCCUCGAUACAAAUGACCCUGAUAAGCUCCUAGAAUUUCUGCAAAGUGUUCCUGUGGAAAAACUUAUAGACACAAGCCCUACUGUAAUGUCUUUUGAAGAGUACAGCAACAACAUAUUAAAGCUGUAUCAUUUUACACCGGUUGUAGAAAAAGACUUUGGACAAGAACAUUUCCUGACAGAGGAACCACUAGAAGCUAUGAAAAAUAAGAGAAUUAACGACGUCGAUGUACUUAUCGGUCACACAAGUGAAGAGACCACGAUUGGUAUCGCUAAGUUUGAACAAUUUUUCCUGCAACAAUACAAUCGAUACCCAGAGCUGGUAGUUCCAAGGAAGAUCCUAAUGAAAUGCAACCCGGAAACCGUUCUAGAAAUAUCGAAGAGGAUACACGAUUAUUAUUUUAAAGGGAAGCUUAUUAAUAAAGACUGUAUGAGAGAGUUUGUAUCUUACGCGAAUUAUGCUUGCUUCAUUUACGAUAUUUAUAGAUUCCUUACGCAUCUACCAAAGGUUGGUGCUGGACGGAGAUACAUGUAUAAAUUCUCUUGUGUGUCUGGUAGAAAUGUGUACGGGAGUCAGGGUCUGAAGUAUGGAAUCAAAGGAGCUGCCCAUUUGGAUGACCUCAUGUAUUUACUGAAUGCCAACGUACACAAUGUGGAAGUGAAACAAAAUACUAAGGAAUAUGAAUUGAUUCAACUGGCGUGCACGGUAUUUACAAACUUCGCUAAACACGGAACUCCGACUCCGGAUUCGUCUCUUGGUAUAAUCUGGCCUGAAUAUGACAACUCUAGCAAAGCCUAUGUGGCAAUAGAAGAUACUUUAAUUCCGAAAACAGUGGAAAAUGAAGAUCUGGAUUUCUGGAAGAGUAACUUCGAAUACUCUGAUGGAGAGGUAGAUGCCAUUGCGAUGGUGCAAGUGAGAGUAUCGGAAGGUCUGCUGGAAGGUGAGGUGGUGCACAAUGAGUAUGGAGGCACCUUCUGCAGCUUCAAGGGUAUACCGUACGCGCAGCCGCCGAUAGGAGACCUGCGGUUCAAGGCACCACAGCCAAGCCAACCAUGGCAAGGCUUGCGUCAAGCAAAGGAAUUUGGCCCAGUUUGCUACCAAUGUAACUCAUCUUUUACUAACCUGACAAACAUGAGUGAAGACUGCCUUUAUCUAAACGUUUACACACCAGACGUUAAAAGCAAGAACCUUCCGGUCAUGGUCUGGAUACACGGAGGAGGGUUUAUCUGGGGUAGUGGAAAUGACGACUGGUAUGGCCCAGAAUUUCUCAUCAGACAUGGCAUAAUUCUCGUCACAUUCAACUACAGGCUGGAAGCACUUGGGUUCUUAUGCCUUGAUACAAAAGAAGUACCUGGUAAUGCUGGAAUGAAGGAUCAAGUAGCGGCUCUUAGAUGGGUGAAGAAUAAUAUUGCUAGCUUCGGUGGUAAGCCUGAUGAUGUUACUAUUUUUGGUGAAAGCGCUGGUGCGGGAAGUGUGGCAUAUCACUUGAUAUCUCCGAUGUCUAAAGGACUAUUUAAACGAGCGAUUGUUCAGAGUGGAUCGGCCACAUGUUUCUGGUCACUAGCUUUCGAACCCAGAGAAAAAGCCCUGCUCCUUGCAAAACAAUUAGGACUAGAAUCCGAAGAUGAUAAGGAAUUAUAUGAAUUCUUUAAACAGCAACCUUUAGAAAAGCUUGUUGAUUUAAAAUUGCAAGUCACGCUAUCACAAAAGUCUUACGAAAUCCAUUUUGGUGUGGCAGAUGAAAAAGAUUUUGGUAACGAGAGAUUCUUUUAUGGAAAUGUUGUUGACGCUGUACGUAACAGAACUCAUAAAGGAGUGGAGAUCAUGACUGGGUACACCAAGGACGAAGGUUUGAUGGGAGUAGCUACUGGUGGUCCGUUAGAAUAUAUACUCGCUAAAGCUAAGCUUUCCCGCGAAUUCUUUACCCCUAAACUUAUACAAACUCACUGUGCGAUUGCCGAUCAAUUAAAAGCUGCGAGAAAGAUAAAAAAAAUCUAUUUUGAAAACGAACCUGCAUCGAUGAAAAAUGUAGAUAAAGUGAUCAAGUUUAUAAGUACCGAUAUGUUUGUUCAUGGAAUAAUGUUAUCCGCUAAGCUUCAGUCGUUGAAACACAAGGUGUAUUUAUACAAGUUUAAUUGUAUAUCGGAAAGAAAUCAGUUCAGCGAGAUAUUUUUCGUCGAUCAUCUUACGAAAGAUAAGGCGGUGGUAUGUCACUGCGAUGAUUUGACAUAUCUGUUUCCGAUAAAACUUUUUACAGACAAAGUUGAUAAAAACUCGGAAUGUUUCAAAUUGAUCGACAGGGUCACUAAGCUUUGGACCAAUUUCGCCAAAUACGGGGACCCUACCCCGGAUGCUAGCCUCGGGGUACAAUGGAAGCCAUACACCUUAGAAGGACAAGAUUACUUGGACAUCGGUAACGUAUUGGUUGCUGGCAAAUCACCAGAUAAGGAAGAAAACGAUAUGUGGGAGGAAGUGUUUCAGGAAUAUUUGCCUAGCUUUACUGUUGGCGUAUAAUUCAUAACGAGAAUUCGACAACCUAGAUUUAAUUAUAACAUAUAGGGAUAGCUUCACUUACAACCUUUACUAACAUUUAUCUACUCUUCACCGUCACUUCAAAACAUUUUUCCUUGUAUUUAGGUACAUAACUGUUAAGGUGGUGAAAGUAAGAGCUUAAGGACAAUAAAAAUACUUUCCGAGUAUUUUUCUGUUGACAAAAACAGCAUGAAAAGUUACCCGAAUUAUAUUUCCCCUCCAUCAUUUUCCUGUUCUUACAAAAGUUUCCGUGUAAACAUAACAUCAUUUAUUACUAAGCAUAUUUACUAGUGUGUUAGAAGUUAGUUAAUGUCUGUAUUCAUAGCGACACAAAAUAUAACUUGUGACGUCACUAAAGUGGGUUUUUGUUCGUAAAAUAGAGCGUCACUUGCUCCGAGUUUAAUGGCGCACACUUUCCGUAGAUAACUGAGAACUAAAACUUGACUAUACGGAACUGCAUUGUUUUAUGUAUAUUUAGAGUACCCUAGUGUAUCCACACAAUGUUUUUGUCAACUGUUUAGUCCUGCAGCCUAAAUAGUGGGAGGACAAUUGACCCAAUGGUUGGCAAAAAAAUAUUUUUAAGAUAAAAUUGAUUCCGAUCAAAGUUUUCAGUCGGACUGAUACCGGCGAGAAACUAGGUUUUUGUAAUGUGCGUAAGUACUGCCUUUCAUCUUCAUAUUAUCAAGCGCGCGAUUAAACUAUUGGCCGACUAAAAGUCUGCAGUGUACGGAUACUCUAAAUAU
Helicoverpa zea (corn earworm) is the source of this 4162-nucleotide messenger RNA. RefSeq lists its product as uncharacterized. The transcript is spliced from 9 exons. Bases 177 to 3401 code for a protein of 1074 amino acids. The record is from RefSeq and is a predicted model, not a curated record. Lineage: Eukaryota; Metazoa; Arthropoda; Insecta; Lepidoptera; Noctuidae.